Molecule: messenger RNA, 2349 nt
Organism: Drosophila sulfurigaster albostrigata
Lineage: Eukaryota; Metazoa; Arthropoda; Insecta; Diptera; Drosophilidae
Exons: 3
Coding region: 119-1789 (556 amino acids)
Cellular component (GO): nucleus
Molecular function (GO): zinc ion binding
Source: RefSeq, a predicted model, not a curated record
GUAGAGCAACACUUGCAAUUUUUUGUUGUAUACUCUUGUUUUGUUUUUUUAGUCUUUCCAAUAAGAGUUGGCUUCAAUUUUAGCAUAAGGAAAUAGUGAACAUACAAUAAGAAAAAAGAUGACGACGUGGGGAAAUAUUUGUCGCAUCUGUAGCAGCCCCGCAGAAUACAAUAUAUUUGCCAAAAUACCGACAUAUUUACACGGUUCACACAACGAGUAUCUCAACUACCAGAAGCCAAUCAAUGUUUUACUUGAAGAGACAACGGGACUGAAGGGAUCACAUGAUGAUGGCCUGCCUUCAUGUAUAUGCGCACUAUGCAUAUCGUAUUUAAAACACGCUGUAACAUUCCGUGAACAGUGCAUUAAAAAUGCAAUAAGUCUCAAGUUAAUCGAGAUAUAUCAACAAAAGUCGGGGAGCAACAAUAAAGAUACCACUGCUGAUAAAGAGAACGAACUGUUUACGGCGGAUCAACUGCGCUACGUGGAACAGCGACCAGUGGACAAUCUGCUGCUGAACAACAGCAUCAAGCUAGAAACAACGGACAAAGUGCACAAACAGCUGCUCAACCAGACGCUGCCCCAGCAGAGGGGAAACAAUGGGAGUGGGAGUGGAAACGGUAGCAGCAGCGGCAGCGGGAAUGGAAGUGGCAACGAACAGCGAAUACACUUUCUAAAUGCCUUGCUCAACAAGCAUCGCAAUUCAGCACAAGCGGAGCUGCCUUCGACCAGUGCUGGCAGUGGCAGCGGCAAUGGCACAGGCGAGGACGAAGACUACGCAGCAGUCACCUCUAGCGACGACAACGAGGAGAAUGCUCUACAGCGCAAGCACAAGAACUGUUACAAUUACAGCGAAACAAACUUCGAGGAAGACGAUCCCAUGGAGCAGGCGCAGCUAAGAGACAUUAAAGUCAACAUACCCGAACCCAUGUGGAAGGAGCGCAAGUGUCCGGCGUGUUGCAAGCGGUACAUGCACGAAGAUACGCAUCAAUUGCACUUGGACAACUGCGUCGAAUAUCAGUUCUUUAGCUUUGCUGCCGAGAUGAAUCGCCUGUUGGACAUCAAGCAACAGAAGAUGGUGUCGCCACACGAGUUCAUCAGGCGCAUGAUAUUCGCACUGCACAAAAUAUGCACUUGGUUGCAGGAACAUUCCAUAGACACGCAGCUGGCCGAUAAGCUCAAUCAGGUGAAGAUCACAAAUGGCACCAUUGAGAAAGCAACUGAACCCGCUCCCGUUGCUGAUCCUUCGACGGCAAUAAAGACAACUUGUUCGCAGUGGUUGGGACCUCUUAACACGGAAGACGAUGCUCCAUUUACCAGCUCCUUACUGAAGCUUAGCGGCAGCAAUACGCCAAUUACAGUGGAGAACAAUGUGCUCUAUGCCAUUGAGCGCAGUGAGAGUCGCAAUUCGCAGCAGUCCGGCAAGAAUCUGGUGGUCAAGAAGCCCAUUCCCAUCCGAUGCUCAGCGACUGCGAAUGCAGCUGCUCCGCUGUUGCAUGAGGAACGUGCCUCGUUCCUCGAGAAGUUGCAACGUGCCACAGUUACGCCACAGGAUUCGCCAGUGCCUGCAGCUUACGGUUCCACAUUGUUGCAGCCGUUCUCUGCAGCCCGUUGCAAUCAGUGCAAUCUGGUAUUUGACUCCGUCACUGAGCUGGAGAUUCACAAUGUGAGGCAUCACAAUGUGCAGAGCAACGGCAAUAAUAAUAAUCAUAAUAACGCUUUGAAUGCCAAAGACAAAGACGACGACGCCCAAAGACGUCGCAUAAUCGCCCUGUUUGAAGACGACAUCUAAUUGAUUAAUGUUUCAUUUGUGGCACGUAUUUACUUUAAUCUCAUUUCCAUAUAAUCCUAAGUCUGAGUAGUGCUUUCGUUUCAUAUUUUACUUUAAUCUCAUUUCGUAUAUUCCAUAUAAUCCUAAGUCUGAGUAGUGCUUUCGUUUCAUGUCGUCCAUUAUUUGUGCUUUCAUUUGUCCAUUUCAAUGUGGUAUUUAGUUUGUAAUUGAUUGUAAUUUGUAUAAUUUGGUGUAAUUGUCUUUUUAGUUUUAGCACACAUUAUUCAAUCUCAAUCACAUUUAUGUAUUCAAUUCAAUACUCCGCAAGGGGCAAGAAUCCGUAGUAUUUAUAAAAACAAUUUUAUAUACAAACGAACGAAAGGAGAAUAAUCAAUUCCCAAGAGCAUACGAAAUCGAUUGUGUCAAUUGUUUUAUUUUCGGUGGCGAAAUAUUUGAAUAUUAUUUAUUUAAACUGAGAAACAAUCUGGAGUUCUUUGUUUUUUUAUAUUAUCAAUUCAAUUCUCUUAGGAGUUUAAAUUCUCAUUUAAUUUCUGGUGAUAUUAUUUAAUAGUAAGAGGAAU